CGGCUCGGCUGGUGGAAUGCUGCUGCAAACUCGGCCUGUGUUUGGCGUCUAGGCCUUUGAAUUGCUGCCUGCUUAUUCCGUUUACCACAAAGACUUUAUUGCAAACCAUUGCAUUUUUAUUUUGUAUUUUUGUUUAUUUACAAUAAAUUAUCGACAACAGUUAAGUCAAGCUCUCUCUUGGAUUACUCGGAUGCGAGUUGUGAGUCUGACAAUGCACCACCUGCUUUCUCCUGUGGUUGAAAACAAAGACAAAUGGAAAUAAGACAAUAUAAGAAAACCCUGUUUUUCGCCACUACACUUGUUGUACCUGAAUAAAAACAACAACAACAAAAGGGCAGUUUUAAAGAAGAGAUAUAUUCCACAACACUGGUGAGGGGUGUGGCAGUGUUGCCAUGGUCACCUCGGGCAGCUGGAUGGUGGUGCGACAGCACCGGGGACCAGCUGGUGAGGGGUGUGGCAGUGUUGCCAUGGUCACCUCGGGCAGCUGGAUGGUGGUGCGACAGCACCGGGGACCAGCUGGUGAGGGGUGCGGCAGUGUUGCCAUGGUCACCUCGGGCAGCUGGUGAGGGGUGCGGCAGUGUUGCCAUGGUCACCUCGGGCAGCUGGUGAGGGGUGCGGCAGUGUUGCCAUGGUCACCUCGGGCAGCUGGUGAGGGGUGUGGCAGGCGCUGCAUCAGCAGAACCCGUGCCAAGUGAAGCAGCCGUGCCAGUGGGGCCAGAGAGUGGAGGAGGUUCCAGGAUGGGGUCAGUAAAGUCCUCUAACUCCUCUGCCUCAGGCUCAAAAUAGCCCUCAUCAUCGGCCACAGACACGCUUCUCCAACGCAGCCAGUGUGUGUGUGUGUGUAGUCGUCCAGUGCACUGCCAGUCUGGUGAAACAAAUGGUUGGCAGCACGCCGUGGAAGGCCACUGUAGGAGUGGGGCUCCACUCUCCCCUCCGUUCCACCUGGCCAGGCCCCUGUUCCACCUGACAAGGCCCCUGUUCCACCUGGCCAGGCCAUGGAUCCACCAGAGAGGCCUGGAAGAAGUGGCGCUGGCCAGAGCUCCUGAAGAUAUGAAUAGUUGUGUGUGUUGGCUCUUUAAAGGUGUGUUGGCGGUGUGUUGGCUCUUUAAAGGUGUGUUGGCUCUUUAAAGGUUCACACACACAUACACCCUCUCACACACACACACUCUCUCCCUCUCACACACAUACACCCUCUCACACACACACACACACACACACACACUCUCACAGCCUCUCACACCCUCUCACACACACAUACACCCUCUCACACACACACACACACACAGGCAGAAUGCAGCAGAUCUACAGGCAGAGUGAUGAACAGGUUGAAGUCUUCACAACGGUCAUGUCUGCACAAAUGUGUAAAACAAGAAUGAGGCAGAGACAUGAAGAUGAGGAGAAGGUUGUGGUGUUGCAGCAGUAUCAAGCUUGUUGGCCAGAUGAGAUGGACUUGUUGCCGGGGGAAUCAGUUCAGGUGUUGCUAAGAGACGACACCUGGUGUUUCGGCCGCCUGCCCAAUGGCAUUGUGGGAUACUUCCCAACCUCCUGCGUCACCCUGCCUUCUCAGGAGGAAGAAAGAGAGAUGUCCAGUCCAAGUGUGCACAGGAGGAAGUCAGUGCAGGAUACUACAGUGACCCCAUGUGGCUUCAAAGGGGGGCGUUCCCUGCGGUUGCCACGGCGAGCGCUGUCACUCUCAGCUGCAUCAGGAUGCUCCGCCUCCCCAGGCCUGUUCCAGCGAAUGCUGAAUGCUGCCCGUCGCCAUAGUUACGGCCCCGCCCAUCUCCUCGGCUCCCAAAACUCCACCUUCACGUCCGAAUAACUGAGUGUGGGAGAAUCUGUGUGUGUGUGUGUGUGUGUGUGUGUGUGUGUGUAUGUGCGUGUGUGUCUGUGUGUGUGUGUGUGUGUGUGUGUUUGUUUGUGUGUGUGUGUGUGUGUGUGUGUGUGUGUGUGUGUGUGUGUGUGUGUGUGUGUGUGUGUGUGUUUAGUGGCCAGAGCCAUGCAGUUCAGUCACACUCACUAAACACACACACACACACACACAACACACACACUCUCAGUCUUUUCUUCUCGGUGUAAAAACAUGGCGUGGUGUGUACAAACAGGCCGCACUGAGGUAAAAGCGCAGACUGCCUGUCGUAAGAGUUGAAAAUGUCAAAUUGUGCUUUGCAUAUGCAUUCAUAGGAGGGUCAGGGGAAAGUGGGAGUUUCACUUAAACUUACUUGCUAUAUUUGACUAUUGGAUCUGUCAUAGCCUAUACAUGUACAAGUAGUGUGUGUGUGUGUGUGUGUGUGUGUGUUACUUGCUAUAUUUGACUAUUGGAUCUGUCAUAGCCUAUACAUGUACAAGUAGUGUGUGUGUGUGUUACUUGCUAUAUUUGACUAUUGGAUCUGUCAUAGCCUAUACAUGUACAAGUAGUGUGUGUGUGUGUGUGUGUUACUUGCUAUAUUUGACUAUUGGAUCUGUCAUAGCCUAUACAUGCACAAGUAGUGUGUGUGUGUGUUACUUGCUAUAUUUGACUAUUGGAUCUGUCAUAGCCUAUACAUGUACAAGUAGUGUGUGUGUGUGUGUGUGUGUUACUUGCUAUAUUUGACUGUUGGAUCUGUCAUAGCCUAUACAUGCACAAGUAGUUUGAGUAGAACUACUGAUCUGCAUUAUCUGCUUGUUUGUUGACAUCUCGUCAUGUCUCUGCGAAUGUGUCUUCAUACAGAUUAAUUUAAAACAUGCUGCAAAGAUUGGACUACUACUUCAAUCUGUAGUGUAGGCUAUUUCAUUAGUCUACUAGGAUAUUUGCUUUGUCUUACUCUGUAUUCAGGCUAUUUAUUCAUCAUCUUCCAUCCUUCACAAAGAAAAAACAUGAGCACUUUGGUAACAUUGGCUUGGACUCAUCUGCAAGCCGCACGUCUUUGUACCAUUCCGACACUGAAAUUGUAUUUUCCAAUUAAAUAAAUAAAGAGAAAAAUUAC
This is a messenger RNA of Alosa alosa (allis shad), 2963 nucleotides long. RefSeq lists its product as uncharacterized. NCBI's taxonomy places the organism in Eukaryota, Metazoa, Chordata, Actinopteri, Clupeiformes, Clupeidae. The record is from RefSeq and is a predicted model, not a curated record. Gene Ontology annotation, molecular function: protein binding. The coding region runs from base 1292 to 1819 and encodes 175 amino acids. The transcript has 6 exons.